CCUAAACCUCAGCGCAUGCCUUCAGGGGUUCUCGUAGUAACCCCACUUUAUAGGCGACAGGAGCAGGCAGGAGCGGGUAGGAAGCUGCCUGAGGGCCUGGGAGGUCUGGGUGCUGGAGUUCAGCCUGGUACCGCCGUGCUGCAGCCUGUUCAAGGUCCCCCGGUCGGGUUUGAGAACUCAUCGAGGGAAGUGACUGUGGCCUUCAGGUUGGGGCCGGGGGAGAUGGGGCGCAGGCACCGCACGGGCAAGGGUGUGGCCUCGUUGCUGAGACGCAGGCGUGCCUGUCCUCGUUGUUCUUCAGGGCGUGCUGAGUCGGAGAUGCCCUGGUGUGUCUGGUUGCUGGGGCAGAGGAGUGAGCUGGGCCUGGGGAAGCCUGGUAGGGGGGAGGAAGGGAGGGUGGAGGGAGAAGAGCAGGUGCAGGGUUGGGCUCCGAGGAGCCGGGCGCUCGGCCAGGAGGAGCUGUGGGGAAGCCCUUGGUGCGUGGGAGCUGGACUGAAGGGUACGGGGCUGAGCGUGGCCUCCGCGAGAGCUGUGUUGGUGAAGUCUAAAGCAAAGCCCAACGGAAAGAAGCCCGCCGCGGAGGAGAAGAAGAUGUACCUGGAGCCGGAGUACACCAGGUCCAGGAUCACCGACGUCGGCUUCAAGGAGCUGGUGGUGCUGCCCCGCGAGAUCGACCUCAAUGAGUGGCUGGCCAGCAACACCACCACGUUUUUCCACCACGUCAACCUACAGUACAGCACCAUCUCAGAGUUCUGCACAGGGGAGGCGUGCCAGACGAUGGCCGUGUGCAACACACAGUACUACUGGUACGAUGAGCGGGGGAAGAAGGUCAAGUGCACCGCUCCCCAGUACGUCGACUUUGUCAUGAGCUCCGUGCAGAAGCUGGUGACGGACGAGGACGUGUUCCCCACGAAAUACGGCAGAGAAUUCCCCAGCUCGUUCGAGGCUCUGGUGAAGAAGAUCUGCAAGUACCUGUUUCACGUGCUGGCGCACAUCUACUGGUCCCACUUCAAGGAGACGCUGGCCCUCGAGCUGCACGGACACUUGAACACGCUCUACGCCCACUUCAUCCUCUUCGCCAGGGAGUUCAACUUGCUCGACCCCAAAGAGACCGCCGUCAUGGACGACCUCACGGAGGUGCUGUGCAGCGGCGGGGGCCGCGGCGGGGGCGGGGGAGCCGGGGCCAGCGGCGGGGGUGCGGGGGCACAGAACCACGGGAAGGAGAGGUGAGCCCCCGGCCGGACAGGCGCACUCGUGUGCAGAGACGGUGGUGCGUGUGCCUGCGUGUGUGCGCAUGCACUGGGCACGCUCGGCGGGAGGCCUGAGAGGUCGCUGCCCCCCCCCACCCGGCCUGGGCGCGCCGAGAGCGGGCUCCC
This is a messenger RNA of Lutra lutra (Eurasian river otter), 1376 nucleotides long. RefSeq names its product MOB kinase activator 2 (gene MOB2). Gene Ontology annotation, molecular function: protein kinase activator activity. The transcript has 5 exons. The record is from RefSeq and is a predicted model, not a curated record. Gene Ontology annotation, cellular component: nucleus; cytoplasm. The coding region runs from base 16 to 1230 and encodes 404 amino acids. Lineage: Eukaryota; Metazoa; Chordata; Mammalia; Carnivora; Mustelidae. Gene Ontology annotation, biological process: positive regulation of protein phosphorylation; signal transduction.